AUGGUUUGUAUUAACGAUGCUCAUGCUGCAUUCGCCUCAAGGUUUGCAUUGAUUGAAAGGGAUAGAGCUGUUGCUGCCAAGACUCGAGCAGUUCAUCCAUCAUCCUCUACAACUGUUCAGAAAAGACUUGAGCCAUCCACUUUUAACAAAAGACUUGAUGCAAAGACUGCUGCAACUCUCUUGAAGCAGCAACAACAGACUGGUCAUAAAAUGUCCAAUUCUGCUGCCAGUAUGAUGACCAAGCAAAGUAAUGGUCGUACUAAAGCAUCCAAGACCAUUUCAGUGGUCAAACCCCUUGUAAAGCGUCUUGGACCCAAACCAGGUCCAAUUGAGAAUCGUCUUGGCAAGCGGCUUAUUGACCGGUUAGGUGAUAAACCCACUGCUGCUGGAAAGACUAAAGCUGUAUUACGCUCCAAGAAAGCAGGAAAGGUAUCCAAGACUAUAGUAUCCAACUCGACUCCUAAAAGCAAGACUCGAGGACGUGUUGCUAAUAUUGGCUCAUCCAGUUAUUCUGCAGCAGAUAUGAUGGAUGAUGACGAUUACAAAUUUGGUCAAGCUGCAAUAUAUUAA
Messenger RNA from Batrachochytrium dendrobatidis JAM81, 570 nucleotides. RefSeq lists its product as uncharacterized. The transcript has a single exon. The record is from RefSeq and is a predicted model, not a curated record. Lineage: Eukaryota; Fungi; Chytridiomycota; Chytridiomycetes; Rhizophydiales. The coding region runs from base 1 to 570 and encodes 189 amino acids.